Messenger RNA from Ictidomys tridecemlineatus (thirteen-lined ground squirrel), 2701 nucleotides. It is a transcript of the gene Ankle1, whose product is annotated as ankyrin repeat and LEM domain containing 1. Gene Ontology annotation, molecular function: protein binding; DNA endonuclease activity. Lineage: Eukaryota; Metazoa; Chordata; Mammalia; Rodentia; Sciuridae. Gene Ontology annotation, biological process: resolution of meiotic recombination intermediates; double-strand break repair via homologous recombination. The record is from RefSeq and is a predicted model, not a curated record. Gene Ontology annotation, cellular component: nucleoplasm; cytoplasm.
GUUGGAAAUCGGCGGGCCGGGCAGCGGGGCCCGGGGACGCCCGGGAUAUGGGUGCCGCGGCCGGCCUGGCUCAGCAGCUGCGGGCGGCGCUACAGGAGGAGGAGCCGCGGGCAGUGGAGGAGCUGCUGCGCCGCGGCGCCGACCCUAACCUGGUGCUUACUGAUGGCGCGGCCGCCAUACACUUGGCGGCUGGAGCCCGACACCCGAAAGGCCUGUGCUGCCUCGGGGUCCUGCUACGCGGAGGAGGGGACCCCAACGCUCGAUCGGCCGAAGCGUUGACGCCACUGCAUGUGGCCGCCGCCUGGGGCUGUCGCCGCGGCCUGGAGCUAUUGCUGAGCCAAGGAGCGGACCCCGCGCUGCGUGACCAGGACGGACUCAGGCCCCUGGACCUAGCGGUGCAGCAGGGGCACCAAGACUGCGCACGCAUCCUGUGCGAGCUGGACUCUCCGACCGCAGCCCGGGCAGAGGCCCAGGAGCCAGAGUCAGAGCCGGAGCCUGGCAGCCCAGGUGUCUCUGCGCCACCUGAUGUGACACUGGACUCCACAGCACUCCAAGCCCCGCUGAGCAGAGCUGACAGAGGGGACGUGGGCCUGGAGUCUGGCCCUGGAUCCCCCAACCUCCCUGCCGCCCUUGAGUGUGCAGACAAGGAUGGGGACUCAGAGGCCCCCCUCGGGUGCUGGGACUGCUCCUCGGAGGUCUCCUUCGUCACUGCAGUUGAGGUUUCUGGAGAUGAGGACCCAGCCCUGGACACUUCUCCCUGGGUCGGGUCAUUGCCCCAGACCACUCGGGGACGGCCUGAUCAUCCUAGUCAGAGGAUACCAAGGCCUGGAAGUGCCCCACAGCUGGUGCGUCAAGGCCACCAGGCCAUCAGGGAGGCAGAGCUGAGCACCUGUCUGCAGGCCCUGAGCCUGACCUGUCCCCAUACAGCAGGCUGCCCGCCUUCUCCCUCAGCCUCCCUCCUGGAUGGGAGCUCAGCCUGUAGCCCUCCACAGGAACAGCCACCUGGACCCCCCACCCUGAGCGAUGAUCAGACGUUCCUUGGUAGGGACGAGGCUGCCCUCUGGCUGACAGAGGAUGAGCUGAGCUCCACAGAGGGCAGGAACCCUGUCCUGUCUUGCCAGCACCUGCCAGUCCCUGCCAAAUCUGACCCGGAGCUGCCACAGGCACAUCAAGUGCUUGACAAGAGCCCUGGCCUCGUGGCGCCCUUCACCUGGCACCCCUACCGUCAACAGCCCGAAGAAGCCCGGGCCACCCCUGGCCCAGAGUUUUCCGGGUACAGUCCAGAACUGGCCAAGGCCCUACGGACAGGCCAUAUUCCAGAUGCUCAGUCCGAUGAAGAUGCACUUGCCCAGCAGUUUGAGCAACCAGAUCCCACGAAGAGGUGGCGGGAGGGGGUUGUAAAGUCCAGCUUCACAUAUCUGCUGCUAGACCCCAGGGAGACUCAGGAUCUGCCAGCCCGAGCCUUCUCGCUGACCCGAGCCGAGUGUUUUCAGAUUUUCGUUCGUGCCAUCUUCUAUGUGGGCAAGGGGACACGUGCCCGACCAGAUGCCCACCUCUGGGAGGCCCUUGGCUACCGUGGACGGCCAAGAAAACAGGCAUGCCCCAAAGUGCGCCAGAUCUUGGACAUCUGGGACAGUGGCCGCGGUGUCAUCUCCCUGCAUUGCUUCCAACACGUGGUGGCGGUGGAGGCUUACACUCGGGAGGCGUGUCUUGUGGAUGCUCUAGGAAUCCAGAAACUGACCAACCAGAAACAAGGGCACUACUACGGAGUGGUGGCAGACUGGCCCCGCCAUCGGCGACGGCGCUUGGGGGUGCAUCUGCUACACCGUGCCCUCCUUGUCUUUUUGGCCGAGGGCCAGCGAGAGCUGCGGCCUCAGGACAUCCAGGCCCGUGGCUGAGGCUGGGGAUUGGCUGUCCAGUUUGGGUGGAGGUCAGGGUAUUUGGGUAUCCCAGCUGCUCCAAGCUGACAGCACGGCCGCCUCUAGCUUCAGACGGCAGGAUGUGUAAGAGUGUGUGCGUGCCGUGCAUGUGUGUGUGGUGCGCUCGUGCCUGUGCGUGUGUAGGGAGCCCAGGGUCGGUCCCCCUGUCAGGCUGAGGGAGAACUGUGGGAGGGAGGCGCUGCUGGGGAGGCACGGUGCUCCUGUCAUGGAGAAGACCAGUGGGGAGCCACAGGGUGCUCUGGAACAGUGGGGCUUGGGCAGUUUGGUCCCAUCUGUGGACAGAGUCCACCUUUAAUCUCCAGACCCGCAACCCAUAUAAAGGGACGGCCAAUGACCGUCUCAGCCACAUGGAGGGCAUCUGUUCAGCUCCAGAGCCAGGUUUGCUACUUCCGGGCUGUGGGACCUGCGGCCAGGGGUUUUUCCGUCUGACUCUCAGUUUCCUCAAUUACAAUGAGGGCAGUUGAGGUCCUGCCUCGGGAUCAUUGUAGGGACUCAACGGGGGUCAUGUGAACAGUGUGUGACAGCCUAGCACUGAGCCCAGGUGGCACAUCUCCAACGGAGGGAAGUCGGGGGGCUGUGGCGGUGUGGGCAGGCCCAGGAGGUCUUCCCGGGUCCUCAGGGUGGCAGUGCCACCCCAGCCUCCUCGCCCGGACUCAUUUCUUCCACUGAACAGGGAGUUACCAACCCGAUCCUCGGGGCGCUGUGUCUACACAUCGUUUACAUGUGCAGAUAGCUUCAGUAAAUGCCAAACUGCCAUCCUG